CUCUCUCAAUUCUACGUACCUCUACUUCAAUCACACCCAUCAUGUCUGAGCGCUCUACUGUUCACGUCGAGGGCAUCGCCCCCGCUACUACGGAUAAGGAGGUCCAAGACUUCUUUAGCUUCUGUGGAAAGAUCACUUCUAUUUCUGUUACCCCUGUGUCUGGUGAAGAAGGUGCCCAGAAGUCGGCCACUGUGACCUUCGAGAAGGAAGCUGCCGCAAAGACCGCUCUGCUCCUUGACCACACCCAAUUGGGUACCUCGGUCGUUCACGUCAAGGCCGCCCACUCUCUCGAUGAUAUCGCCGGUGACCACGCUGCCAGCGCCUCCGAGGCCAAGGACGAGCACGACCAUGACCUCGAGCAGGAGGACAAGCCUCGCUCCCGCAUCGUCGCCGAGUAUCUGGCCCAGGGAUACGUGCUGAGUGACAACGCCAUCCAGAAGGCUAUCGCUCUGGACCAGAAGCACGGCUUCACCUCCCGCUUCACCAACGCCCUGGCCAACUUCGACAAGAAGUACAACGCGACCGACAAGGCCAAGGGUCUGGACGAGAACUACAAGAUCACCGAGAAGGCGAGCUCUGGCUGGCGCGGUCUCCACAGCUAUUUCGAGAAGGCUCUCGAGACCCCCUCCGGCCGCAAGCUCCGCGAGUUCUAUUCCCAGACCGACAAGCAGGUCCGCGACAUCCACAACGAGGCUCGCAGACUGGCAGACUUGAAGAGCGGCAAGAGCGAGGGUGACGAGCAGAACGUCAGUGCCGCCCCUACCGCUGGCGCUGGCGCCGAGGGUGUGGGUGCCGCCCCUGCUACUGCUGCGGCUCAGUCCUCUGGCACUGCCCCCUCUGCCGACCAGAAGGCAUGA
This is a messenger RNA of Aspergillus aculeatinus CBS 121060, 857 nucleotides long. RefSeq names its product putative actin cytoskeleton protein (VIP1) (gene vip1). Gene Ontology annotation, molecular function: RNA binding. The record is from RefSeq and is a predicted model, not a curated record. Lineage: Eukaryota; Fungi; Ascomycota; Eurotiomycetes; Eurotiales; Aspergillaceae. The transcript has 3 exons. The coding region runs from base 42 to 857 and encodes 271 amino acids.